Molecule: messenger RNA, 3801 nt
Organism: Mastomys coucha (southern multimammate mouse)
Lineage: Eukaryota; Metazoa; Chordata; Mammalia; Rodentia; Muridae
Product: ankyrin repeat domain-containing protein 18A-like
Exons: 19
Coding region: 165-3494 (1109 amino acids)
Molecular function (GO): protein binding
Source: RefSeq, a predicted model, not a curated record
CUCAAACUGAGCCACUGACCUGCCCUGGCUGGACGCUCCUGUGGCAUGGUGGUGAUAUGUGUGUGUGUGUUUCUAAGUUUUAGUGUGGGAUCUGGGAGGAGGUGAGUGGCUAAAGGGGAGGGAAGAGAGGGCAGCACGGGCCUAGGUGGCCCUAGGCCUCUACCAUGCUGGAGUACAUCGAUUAUGAUGCCCAGACACUGAAUGCCUCUGAGCAGUCACACUGGUAUUGGCGCCUGUGGACCUGCUGCUUGGGCUAUGGGUGCCUUGAUUACCAAGUGGAUGAAUAUCCUGCCAGCCUCAUCCCAUAUGAACCUGUGGGACAGUUCCAAAGGGCAGCCAGCAUGGGUGAUUUGUCUACAGUAGAGCACUUCAUCACCUCCCGAAGAUACCACGUGGAUAAAUACGACAGGAGGAACAGGACUUCUCUACACUAUGCAUGCGCUCAUAACCACCCAGAAGUGGUGACCCUGUUAAUCAAAAACAACUGCAAUAUUAAUGUCCAGGAUGAUGAAGGCUGCACACCCUUGAUUAAGGCCACAGAGCGAAACAACCUGGAAUGCGUUUCCAUAUUACUGAAACAUGGUGCUGAUCCACAUAUGGCAGAUUUCACUGGAAAUACAGCUCUCCACUAUGCUGUAUAUAAUGGAAACAAAGCAAUUGCCAGUGAACUGCUGGAGUACAAAGUAGAUAUUAAUGCCACAACAAAGCAUGGCGUCACACCAUUUUCCCUUGCUGUAUUUGAAAAAAAGGAGAAGAUAGCAGAGUUUUUAAGAGAGAGGGGUGCAAAUGAACAUGAAGUCAUUGAGUCAAAUAGUGAAACUUCACUUGGAGAAGAGUCAUCAUCAAUGCUUAAUUAUGAUGCACAAAUCAAUACAGAAGUGGAUAACAGUACUGAACAUACAUCUUUAUCUAGUGGAGGAACUUCUUUCAAACAGCCAGAAGAAAGAACUAAAAAGCAUAUCAUGUUCAAUGAAGAAGUGCACUACAGCACUAAUCCAAAGCCUUUCUGCAGUGAAGUAAGACAUCCAGGACAGCUAAAACCAAUACUUAAAAAGCCCAACCAGAUCAGUACAGAAGUGGAUAACAAUACUGAAGAGAAGUCUUUAUCCAGGCUUCCUGACAAACCUGACCCUGAUAUUCUUGGGCCUACAAAAGAGGACAAUGACAGUAUUUCCAUUAUAAAGAAAAUAUCUAUAGACCCAGAAAUGAAUAUAAAUAACAUUGAGUGUAUCUCUGUAAAAACUUCAUCGAGGAUUUUACAUCAGAGUAAGCCGGUCAGAAGAAGGGUAGAGAACAGAGUUCGAAAACUUUUAAGAAGAUGUGAAGCUAGUGUUUUUUCUCAGGGAGUGCCACUACCUGUUACCUCUGAAGAAGAAACACCCAUAAAGAAUCUAUCUCCAGACUCAGCAAUAGAGAUGCUUGAUAGAGAAUCUGUACCUUUGAGACUUCCUCCUGAGGACAAUAGUGAUGAUAUGUUGCUGGUGCAAAAGAAUACUCAGGGUGACAGCCACAUCAAAAAAGAGACAACAAAGAUGCCUCCAUCUGAGGUCUCAAAUGAAGAAAAAUGGGCCCAGCUAGUUGCAACACAGUAUUCAUUUCUUAGCCAGUACCUCAAGGAAAGAUUAAAGGAAAAGAUGAAAGAAGGUAGUGAAAACUCUGAAUCUGAUGCUUCUGAUGAAGAACCAGUACCUAGUACCUCUGCAGGAAGAACACACUUAAUGCAAAAAAUGUCCCUGAACCAAAAAGCAAGGACUAACUCUGACAGAGAGUAUGCAUCUACACAAUCAAAAGAUCUCUGUGCAAAAAGAAGUGAGGAGGAGGAAUGGGCCCAGCUUAGUGCACUCCAGUAUGCACAUAUUAACAAGCUCCUCAGGCAGGAUUUAAAGAAGAAAAUCUGUAAAAUGUAUGAAAACUCUGAAAAUAAUGUCUGUUCUAACAAAGCACCAAUUCCUGAAAAGCUCAAACAAAGAAAACACUUUAAGAAAAUGACAGAGAAAAGAAAGAAACAUGAAAGAAAAGAUGCAUACAUGUAUUCAAGACAUUCUUCAGUCAAGAGGAAGGAAGACAGAAAGGAGCAAGCUGACUGGCACCUUGAGCGACUAAAGGAACUCCUCAAAAAUGACAUAAAGGAGAUGCUGAAGGAGCAAUUGACUACAGAGCAUGCAAGGAUGAGGAAACUCCUUAGAAAGGAUGUAAAGAAAAUUAGUGAACUAAUCAGGAAUGAAUUAAGGCAAAUAUGCAUUGAACAGAUGGCUCUUUUGCAAGCACAGGUGAAGGAGACACAGGAGGAGCAGGUGAAUCUGCAGUACCUACAGCUGAAGGACCACUUCAGAAGGGUCUUAAAGGAGGUGGUUCAUGAACAUAUUAAAAAGUCUAAAAUUAUUCUUUGUCCUAAUGAAAAGCCACUACUUGGUACCUCUAAAAGAACUGCAGACUUACAGAGAACAUCUCUACAACAAAAAGUAAAGAAAAAAUAUGAAGGUGACCAUGACAGUUCCCUUUUGCAUUCAGAAGAACCUUUGAUGCAAACUGAUGAGGGCAGGCAGAAUGAUUCCCAUUGUAUGCUUGUAAAUAAAUUCAUUAAAGAAGAACUAAAAGAAGCAUUUUGUGAAAUAUUUGAAAGAAAUAAAUAUGAUACCUGUUUGAAGAAAGAACUACCUCAUAUCUCUAAAGAAAGAAAACAGCUAAGGAAAGUAUCUCAAGAAGAAGAAAUUGAGAAGGAACACAAUGUUGAAUAUGCAUCCUUCUGGUCACAGCCUUCUAUGAGAACAGAUGAGGCAACAGUAGGUGAGCAGAAUGCACAGCAGUACAAACAUCUAAAAGAAUACCUCCAAAAAGACUUAAAGGAGAUGAUUUGUGAACAAUUUGAAAAUUCUGAAGUUAUUCUUUAUCCUAAGGAAGAGCUUCCAUCUGAUGACUCUAGAAGAGUAAUGCACAUAAAGGUUGAAGAAAAGAAGACAGGGUAUGUGUAUGUACCCCAUUUUAGCUCUUUUGAGCAUAGAAUUGCUGCCUUGAGGGCUACUACACACAUUGAACCAGAUCCUGCUGCCUGCACCGGUGGUGCAGGUGACAUGGGUGCCAUGGACAAAGCUCAAAAGGCUGAACUUGCUCUCCCACUUGCUUUAGCUCUUCAAACUGAGCACCCAAGGGGCCAACAACACAUUAACCCUGAGCCUGCUCCUGAGCACUGCUCUUAUGAGACCAUUGACCCUGAUCACAAUGCUGACUUUGCUCUUGACUCUUGUCUUCUUGCUCAAAGCAAGGCUGACAGGCUCAGUAGUGAUUCUGAAUCUGCUCCUCUUUGUGCCUCCUGUGACAUGGAGGACCCUGCUAAUGAUGCUGACCUAGAUGUCCAUGCUGCAUAUUCAACUGAUCACUCCAUCCAAAGCAUAAACACCAACACCAGGCCUGCUCUACUUCAUAGCAGAGGUGAUACCACUGAUCAUGAUAAUGGCACAGAUCUGGGUUCUGCUCUUCCUGUUGUUGUUGACUGAGGAGAUGGUUGAUGCACCAAAUUCUACAAGGGUAGUCUGGGUAAUCUAACCAAGAAGCUUUUUACCAGUAAGUAGACUAAUGAUCAGAUUAAGUUACCAUACAAACAAUGGUUUAAAAUAGAAGAUGAUUUUUGUCCUAGAAAACAAAAUUUUCUUUUAGUUAAAACUAAAUUUUAACUUAUGAUUAAAAAAUUCCAUGCUUCAUAUAAGGAUAUUUAAGCCUUGUCUGGUACCAGAAAAAAAAUCUGUUUCCCAGUAAUAUUGAAAAUAUACCAUAUAAAAAUAAAAAGUCAGUUAUCCCAAGGUA